GUUGAAACCUUACAAAAAAAUCUAUAAAAGUGUACAGUGUCGCGAAUUUAAUCCACUUCUGACGGAAGUAACAAACUGUGCUUUUUCAAGUAAUCAGCAGUUUAGCUCUAACGGAACGACCCUUCGUUCAUUCUUCUUCUCACCAAUGGUGGUUGCAGUUAAAGUAUUCAAGAAGACCACCCCUAAUGGUAAAGCCACCGUCUACUUGGGCAAACGAGAUUUCAUCGAUCAUCUUGAUCACACCGACCCCAUAGAUGGAGUCGUUGUACUUGAGGAUGGAUACUUGCAGGGCCGCCGAGUUUUCUGCUCGGUGGUGUCCGUCUACCGCUAUGGGCGAGAAGAGGACGAGGUCAUGGGCGUCAAGUUUAGCAAAGAAAUGACUGUCGUGAGCGCCCAAGUAGCUCCAUCCAAACGGGAAAAAGACGAACCACUGACUGCAAUCCAAGAAAAACUCGUAAAAAAAAUGGGUCCCAACGCUUAUCCCUUCACCUUUAAUUUCCCGGAAAUGGCACCGUGCUCUGUAACUCUUCAGCCUGGCGAGGACGACCAAGGCAAAGCCCUUGGAGUCGAAUAUUACGUCAAAUGUUGGAUAGGCAACAACGAAGAAGACCGAGGACACAAAAGGAGUACCGUCCAACUUGCCAUCAAAAAACUUCAAUUUGCUCCUCCAUCUCGUGCUGGAAAUCGUCUCCCAUCCUCCCUGAUUUCGAAAGGUUUCACCUUCUCCAGUGGCAAAAUCAACUUGGAAGUCACCCUGGAUAAGGAAAUUUACUAUCACGGAGAAAAAAUUGGCGCUAAUAUAAUGAUUAGCAACAAUUCAAGAAAACAAGUUCGCAAUAUCAAGGUUUACGUGGUUCAACAUUGUGAGGUAACUAUGGUAAAUGCCCAAUUCUCCAAAUACGUUGCGAGCUUGGAAACCAGAGAAGGAUGCCCGAUUACCCCCGGUGCUAGUUUCACCAAAGUCGUCUACAUGGUACCAUUGGCCUCGUCCAACAAGGACAGACGCGGAGUCGCUUUGGACGGUAGACUACGGGACGACGACGUCAACUUGGCCAGUUCCACUUUGGUUCCGGACGGUAAAUGCCCGAUCGACGCCAUUGGUAUUGUGAUUUCCUACUCUCUCCGGGUCAAACUAAAUUGUGGUACACUUGGUGGCGAAUUGGUUACCGAUGUACCGUUUAAACUUUUGCAUCCUGCUCCUGGUUCUGUUGAAAAGGAACGUUCCGCCGCUUUGAGAAAGAGCAAAUCAAUUGACAGGGGCCGUUAUGAAAAUGACGAUGACGACAACAUAGUUUUCGAGGACUUUGCACGUUUCCGCAUGUCCAGAGACGAAGCCGAAUAAACAUUUACUCAAAAAAAAAAAAAAAAAAACUACAAGUCCCUAAAAAUAUUCAACAAUUGUCCAUUAUAUGCCGACUUUUAGCAAUGACCACUGACUAACGCCCCUCUGGAGGACCGAAUAUUUUUAGUACAAUAAUUAGUAGUUUAUAGCAAAAUGCAGGGUUUAUUAUUACGUAUUUUAUAUUGUAUGCACAUAUUUUAAGGUAAAAUUUGAAAAUGUUUGAUGGCAAUCUUGGAGAAAUAGUCUUCAAAUGCCGGGACCACCAAACAUGCCACUUUAAGGUUGUGAUCAAAGAUUUCAAUAAAAUAGAAAAAUAUAUAGGUAUUGUUUAUAAGAAUUAUUAUAUGUAUAAUAUGUAAUUAAAAAAAAUAUCUAUUUUUAGGGACUUUGUUUGUUUAUGAAAUAAUUUGCCUUGAAAGCAAUAAAUGAAAAAAAGUAUAAAAAAAAUUGAAAAAAAAAGAAUUAAAAAAAAAAAAAAAAAAUCAAAAUGAAACAAGUGGAAUUAAAAUAGUGAAUUAGUUCUUCCGCCAGAAGUGAUACAUAAAAAUAAAUGAUCAAUUUUGACAAUAGAAAAUUCAAAUUUGUUUUUGUUAAUGAAAUUCAUUAUUAAUGUAGAUAUUAUAUAGGUACAAAUUAUGUUUAUUUUUAAUUGGUUCAAAUUUUGAGGUUUCCUAACUUGUGCAAAUAAAACAAAUGUUUUCAGAAGA
Messenger RNA from Ceutorhynchus assimilis (cabbage seed weevil), 2049 nucleotides. The record is from the annotation of a GenBank genome assembly. Lineage: Eukaryota; Metazoa; Arthropoda; Insecta; Coleoptera; Curculionidae.